CAGCCAUUGUCGCUAAACUCGCUAAUGAUCUCUAGGGUGUGUAUUCAAAUCACUGACGCCAUUCAAUCGGGCCCCCAGUCCACUUGGAAACGGCCACAACGGCCAAGCUCGAACCUGAUCGGGGCUGCCGCACGCUUGAGCUGAUGCUGCUUCAGGCUAGCUACUCGUAUGCGAUCGCUUGAGCAAUGGAAAUCUCGGCCCGCAAUUCCAAACGCCUCAGACACAAACACCGUUUCUUUAGGCACUAGAGCUACCAAUUGGGGCUGAGGCCCGUUUUCCCCGAGCCUGCGAAUGAUCGUCCUUGCAGCAAUAUGUGUACAGCUCGUCCUUGUGGAGCCCGCUGAAAUGGGCGUGAGCAUGUCCAGCGUCCAUGACAGAAACCCACAAAGCCUCGCAGGGGUUCCUUAUUCAUCGGGGUUGAUAUAAAGUGUGGUCCUCCCUUUUGGGGCAUCAAUGGACGAGAUGCAGAGAUAGUCGACUUUUCUUCAUCAACAUGGUUGGUGUUCCUGGACGCAGCAAGGGCUGUCAUACCUGUUUGAAAAGGAGGGUCAAGUGUGAUGAAGCUCGUCCGACGUGUAAGCGAUGCGAAAAGGCCGGAUACGCGUGCGCUGGGUAUGAGAGGAAGCUGGAGAUGCGUUUCCACACCUUUUCAGAUCAGGCAGAACCCGCGACAUCGGCUUCAACAAAGACCAGCAAAGACCCUCCCCCGACGACUGGAGGUGUGCCCCAGAAUCUUGUACUCAGGUCCAAUGACAGUCCGCCCUCGAGCUCCGGUUCCAUGCCCCAGGAGCUGAGCUUUGUUGCCUUCAGAGACAAUAUCCAGUUCUCCUAUCUCUUUGACAAUUUCGUGUGGAGCAGCUAUGGCUCGCCCUGGCUCCAGAUGUCGGCCGAAGGGAAGCUUGACGCCCUGUCGCUGGAGGCCUGUCGAGCGUUUUCCCUCACCAUUUUCGGCAGGCACCAUCGGCAAGCCGAGAUAGAAGUAAACGGCGCCAUACAUUACGACAAGACAGUUCGGGCCCUAUCAUCUCGACUGUCCAAUGUGGGGGCGCCGGGUAGUGAGAAUCUGAUCGUACCUAUCAUGAUCCUUCUCAUGCACUCCUCGAGUACCCCCGAUCCCCAGGCCUCUGCGUUCCACAUCCAAGGGCUGCUGAAGCUCAUCCAAAUAUGCGGUCCAGAGAGGUUCGCGACCGGUCCGUUGAGGUUUGCCUUUGAAUCCUGCCGGGCAACGCUGGUCACCGUCUCGCUGAUCACGAGAACCAGAACCUUUCUGGAGCAACCAGAAUGGCUGAGCGAACCAUGGGCGAUAUGCGGCGAAUACAACAAGAAUCCGCAGAACCGCCUGGUCGACAUCCUGGUCCACAUACCUGGGUUCCUGCAGGACCAGGCGCAGCUCGAGCAGGCGCCGUCUGAACAGUUCCGGCUCGAACUCAUCCAGCGCAUCGAGUACCAGAUCGCCAAAGCCCACAACUGGCGGUGGCAGUGGGAAGAAAUGAACCCGACGGUCGCGUGGGAGGUGGACCCGGAGACGCUGCCGGCCGACCAACUCCUCACCCAGCCGCGGCCGGUCCGCAAAGUCCUGGUCUUCUCCUCCUUCACCAAAGCCGCGGAGCUGUCGCUAUACAACGCCAUCCUGCUGUUCCUGCUAGGCGUGCUGUGGACGCUGAAACCCCCGGAACAGGAAUCCCCGCCGUCCGUCCGCCUGCCGACGACGCAGCCCGCGGGCGCGGGCACGGGCGCUGCCCUCUUCCUUCCGGGCGACGUCGACUCGCUGGUCGAGCCGGCCGUCGAGAUCUGCCGGGCGUUCGAGUUCCAGCUGCUCGCGUCCAAGAGUUCUCGGGACUCGGCCCUGUUCUGGCUGUUCCCGCUGGGCCUGGCGAGCAAGGCCCUCGAGGACAACCUGGACUACCUGGCCUGGAUCAAGAGCAUGCUCGACGCGUCCCAGGUCACGCGGGGCUACGGCACCGGCGGCAACACCUUCGGCUUCGGCUUCUACCGCCUGCCCAAGAUCCGGCGGAAGUGCUCCAAGCAACGGCCCAUGAUCCAGCCCCAGUACGACUCCGACUCGGUCAGGCAACUCUCCGAGGGCUCAUCUUCUCCCGAUGCAUUCGUGUGAGCAAGCCGAGAUGUGGUGCGGAUCCGGCGGCGUCGGCGCUGGGGAGUAUGUGGGAGUGGGUACGGAGGAUUGAUCAGUGGCAUCGGGCACGAGUGUUUGAACAAUGUUUUUCUUGACCUUUGAUGUGGCGUUGAUGCAUUUACGACGUGGAAUCACGAUGGGCCAGUAGCGAAGGAGUUAUGGCGUAUAGUCUUGAGGUGAUGGGGCGUACAACAAAUCAAAUGUCAAUUUGUGAAACUUGCUACAUCAAAAAAAAAGGGGUACCCAAUCCCAAGUUACG
Cladophialophora immunda is the source of this 2393-nucleotide messenger RNA. RefSeq lists its product as uncharacterized. Bases 494 to 2113 code for a protein of 539 amino acids. The record is from RefSeq and is a predicted model, not a curated record. Gene Ontology annotation, molecular function: DNA-binding transcription factor activity, RNA polymerase II-specific; zinc ion binding. The transcript has 4 exons. Gene Ontology annotation, biological process: regulation of DNA-templated transcription. NCBI's taxonomy places the organism in Eukaryota, Fungi, Ascomycota, Eurotiomycetes, Chaetothyriales, Herpotrichiellaceae.